CGCAAAAUGCAGUUACUGGCAGCAGCCUCCUAGAGAGGAGCCAGGAAGCAUGUCUCUUCUGAGUUCAGGGAACAGCCCUAUGGUGGUUUGAAAGAAAAUGGCAUCCAAAGGGAGUGGCGCUAUUAGGAGAGCUGAACAAAGCUGGACAGGAUAGGAGAUCUGAAGAGUGCUUUGACAUCAGACUUGGAGCUGCAGAGCUUGGAGUACCCUUCUUGGAGCUGUUUUAUACCAGCAUAGCCAGGUCCAGAAAUGUCCUUGGUGUGUGUGGCAGACUUUAAGGCACAUGCACAAGAGCUGCUAUCUAAGUCAUCGUGGGACAUUAUUGAAGGAGAAGCUGAUGAGGGCAUCACAUACAAGGAAAACAUCGCAGCAUUUAAAAGAAUCCGACUCCGCCCCAGAUACCUGAGAGAUGUGUCAGAGGUGGACACCAGAACCACAAUCCAAGGGCAGGAGAUCUCAGCCCCCAUUUGCAUCGCACCCACGGCUUUUCACUCUAUUGCCUGGCCAGAUGGAGAAAGGAGCACAGCCAGAGCUGCUCAGGAAGCCGAUGUCUGCUACAUUACCAGCAUUUAUGCCAGCUGUACCCUGGAAGACAUUGUUGCUGCUGCCCCCAGAGGCUUGCGAUGGUUCCAACUCUGUGUGCAAUCAGAUUGGGAGCUCAACAGGAAGCUGAUUCAGAGAGUAGAAGCCUUGGGUUUCAAAGCUUUGGUGAUCACUGUAGAUGCACCAAUAGUUGGCAAAAGGAGACGCAUUUUAAGAAACCAACUGAAUUUAGAGGCAAUGCUGAAGGACCUCCGUCCACCUGAAGAGAGAAAUUCCACACAUUUGCCAAGUACAACUUUCUGCUGGAACGAUCUCUCCUUGCUUCAGAGUAUGACUCAGUUGCCCAUUAUCCUCAAAGGGAUUUUGACGAAAGAGGAUGCAGAAUUAGCAGUGAAACACAAUGUCCAAGGCAUCCUUGUUUCCAACCAUGGUGGUAGGCAGCUUGAUGAGGUUCCUGCUUCAAUUGAUGCUCUGACCGAAGUGGUGGCCGCUGUCAAAGGGAAAGUUGAAGUCUACAUGGAUGGUGGGGUUCGAACUGGCAAUGAUGUGCUGAAGGCCCUGGCCCUUGGGGCUAAGUGUGUUUUCCUUGGGAGACCGGUCCUCUGGGGCCUUGCCUACAAGGGUGAACACGGUGUUAAGGAAGUUUUAGAUAUUUUAAAAACAGAGCUCCACACGUCUAUGGCCCUUUCAGGCUGCCGAUCAGUUGCUGAGAUCAGUCCAGACCUGAUUCAGUUCCCCAGAUUAUAAAGAUCUACUGAGAUUGCCUGCAAGGGGAAGAUAUGUCUUCAACACGGUGUGUGAUGCUAUUGUUCUUGUGCCCUAUCCUAUCAAAUAGUUUGAGUCCUGCACCCUCAAAAACAGAGAGAAAUGGAGAAAAGACAACUAACAGCUCCCACCAUGGUAUGUUUUUUGAAGGAAUAACAUCUAAUGUUCUACAGAAUAAUUGUAGUUGAUACAAUUAAUUGACUAUGUCAAAUAGCCAUGUUCCAGCAAGAAAGGAAAUAGUUAUGUCUCAUGUGACAUACCAGUUAGCUUCAUUGGAUUAUUAUGUGCAUUGUAAAUUAUUGAAAUGCUUUACUAUACCAUAAAUGUGUGCAAAUACUAUGUAUAAAUUGAAAUAACAAUAUAUGUUCAAAAAGAAAUUGGACAGGCUCUCCUUGAUGCAGUUUUGCUCAUUCCAUCCUGUAAGUCAUUUUGGGAAUUUUUAAAUUUUAAUCCAUAUAGUCAAAGUCUGAAACAUAAAACAGCAGAGAUCA
This is a messenger RNA of Peromyscus leucopus (white-footed mouse), 1799 nucleotides long. Its product is annotated as hydroxyacid oxidase 2-like. The transcript has 9 exons. Bases 250 to 1290 code for a protein of 346 amino acids. Gene Ontology annotation, molecular function: FMN binding; oxidoreductase activity. Lineage: Eukaryota; Metazoa; Chordata; Mammalia; Rodentia; Cricetidae. The record is from RefSeq and is a predicted model, not a curated record.